Cherax quadricarinatus is the source of this 1290-nucleotide messenger RNA. NCBI's taxonomy places the organism in Eukaryota, Metazoa, Arthropoda, Malacostraca, Decapoda, Parastacidae. The record is from RefSeq and is a predicted model, not a curated record.
UGACAACAGGUUACACACUCCCAGUUACAACGCCAAGGGCAGAUUAACUCACAGUGCUGAGGACAGGUUAUGCUUUCAGCUACACUGCCAAGGACAGGUUAUAUAUGAACAAGUGUAACAGGUCUUACAAUGGCGCAUAGCAGCGGGAAGCGUUUUAGUGCUGAUGAAUUUCUAAGUCGUAAUAAAGUACCAGAUGGGUGUCCUAUAAAUGGAAACAGAGAGCACAUCGGUGGUGAUGGGCUUCACUGGCAUCUGUAUAUUGGGUUGGUGCUCUUUCUGGCUACAAUGACUGCUGGCCAGACGACCAUCAACACAGAAAUCAGCGGUAAAGACUGUUUAGUGGACUACGUAAAGAGGAACGAGGCUUCACCAAAGUACCACUUCACAGACGGAGUCCUCCUCCUGGGUUUCCUACCAGUACGUCCCACAGACCAAGUUCUCAGCGGAAUUAAUAUCACUAUCUACAAAAAUAUCCACGAAGAAAUAUUAACCGUAACCCUUCCAGAUUACUAUCAUUUAAUCACAAAAUGCUAUAAGAGCAAAAAUUUCACUGAACAAAGCUUCAUUGGAAGUUUCGGAAGUAAAGCUGAUUUUGACUGGCAACAUUUUAUGCUGUCGGUCAAGAACCGAAGCUUCAUUAUCAACGGAAAGUAUCUGAUGUGCUCAAUGACACUAGUAAAUGACAAGUCUGUCUAUAUAGUGGUGACACCAACCCGAGAUCCCAUCUAUCUGGUACCCAACUGUCAGGAUGCAUGUCCCGUCUUCCGGAACUCCCUCUCAAUCAUGAAUGGAUUGUCAUCUGUGUCUGUAGCCAACAUGUCAGUGGAAGCUGGUACCAACAUGACCCACAUAGUUACCACCAACAACGGAAGUGAUCUGCUCCUAUCCAGCGUCACCUCCACAUGGCAACAGCUGUAUAUCAAAGUUAGUGGACGUUGUAGUUUGUUAUACGCUGCCAGACACAAUAUUGAACUCAUUUUCACAUUCGUUUUGUUAAACCAUCUAAGUAUAAUUAAAUUAUUUAUUUAGCAGUUUUAUAUUUAUUAGCCUGUUUUAAAUUUUUGAGCCUAUUUUAAAAUUUUUGAGAUUUUAAAUUUCUGAGCCUAUUUUUUUAGUAUGUUAAUAUUUAAGGAAGGACACAAUAAUAGUAUAUUUAAUGGUUAUAAUUAUAACCAUGAUUUUUAAAGGGUAAGCCAGUGGAAGGCCUCGGUCAGAUGACCAAAAGCUCCAGCUGCGGGUCAUCACAUGACUUAGACCCACGUCAGUACACACUUGUUCUGUUUCCUGACG